Molecule: messenger RNA, 13090 nt
Organism: Drosophila obscura
Lineage: Eukaryota; Metazoa; Arthropoda; Insecta; Diptera; Drosophilidae
Product: myosin light chain kinase, smooth muscle-like
Exons: 22
Coding region: 715-12729 (4004 amino acids)
Biological process (GO): positive regulation of apoptotic process; intracellular signal transduction; protein phosphorylation
Cellular component (GO): nucleus
Molecular function (GO): protein serine/threonine kinase activity; protein binding; ATP binding
Source: RefSeq, a predicted model, not a curated record
GAAGCAUUCAAGUCUAAAGAAGCAACGUCUUUGGAGAAUCCAAUUCUAGAAGUAGAACAACUGGAUAAGAGAGACAAGCAUGCUAAAAAAGAUACAGAGAAGGGCAAAAAUGCAGAAGUUUCUGAAGUUCAUUCAAAGAAGCUAUUGGAAGAAAAGGUGGACGAAAUCAAGAAUCCUGAUGAAGCAUCCAAACCUCACGACGAAAAGGCCUUGGAAAAGCACAAGCAGAUUGAGAUAGAAACUGACAAAAAGGACCAAAAGGCAGAGACUUUCAAUGAAAAAAUAUUGGGUCUAUUCCAGGCGCUUGCUCUCAGCACAAAUAACGAGGCAUUGCAGACAAUUGUGACGGAAAGCCAAGAUAUUAUCGAGAAUCUCAGGGAUGCUGAAAAGGUAGCCAAGUCCAUAUUUAAAUUACAAGAGCAUAUCGUUCAUACCUAUGACGGAAAGACAGCAAAUGAAGAUAAUGAUAAGCAAAACGCGGUCGAAUUUAUCGAAGCCCUUCUAGAGGCCUGCCCAGACGCAGCUGAGCAACUAAUUCACAACUAUCUUAAGGAAAUUAAGACAAAUGUGAUUCUAACUAAAGCUUCAAUUCAGCUUAUCGACGAGAGCAACUUGUUCACCAAACCAUCCCUGUUGGUGCCGAAACUAGUUAAUUUGGAAAGGAUUGCUGAGAAAAUUCAGUCUUCUCAACAUUUAGAUAAGUCAUCCGAAAAGAUGAUCAGCUUGCAACAGAAUCUAAUGGAUAUUUUCAUAAUACUUGACGAUCUACUAGACGAGAAGACGGAAAUCUUAAAGCCAAAAAUUGAAGCAAUUAAGUCGAUUUUGCUCGGCGAGUAUGACUAUAUUGAGAAGAAACAAGGAGAUCUUCAUACUGCCAUUGUCCAUGGAAAGAUUCAUAAUGUUACGCAGAAGAUGUUAAACAUUUGUGAAGAUCUGAAAGACUUGAUUGGAAAACAAACUCAACAUAAAGAAGUAGGCGAAAUUGCGGAGGCUGAAAUUCUUUCUGAAAAGAUAUCCGAGGAAAGAGAGGAAGAUCUCAAGAAGAUCAAGAAAGCUAAGGUAUCUAAAGUUCUUUCUGAAAAGAUUUCUGAAGAAAAUGUAGAAGAAAGUCAGAAGGCGGAUGUCGAGGAUUCCGAAGCUAAAGUGCAGAAAGCAAAGGCCCUGGAGAAGCAAGAACUCGAGGAGAAACAACUGGAUGAGACGAAACAGAAACAAGCUGAGAAGGACGCAGAAAAGAAGGCACAAAAAGCAGAAGAAUCUAAGGUUGUUACUGAAAAGAUAUCUGAAGAAAGGGCAGAAGAAAGUGAGAGGGUCGAUGUCAAGGAUUCCGAAGCUGAAGAGCAGAAAGCAAAGGCUCUGGAGAUGCAAGGACUCGAGCAGAAACAACUGGAUGAGACGAAACAGAAGCAAGCUGAGAAGGAUAUAGAAAAUAAGUCCGUAAAGGCAGAAGAAUCUGAUGUUGUUGCUGAAAAGAUAUCUGAAGAAAAAGCAGCAGAAAGUCAGAAGGCGGAUGUCGAGGAAUCCGAAGCUAAAGUGCAGAAAGCAAAGGCCCUGGAGAAGCAAGAACUCGAGGAGAAACAACUGGAUGAGAAAAAACAGAAGCAAGCUGAGAAGGAUGCAGAAAAGAAGGCACAGAAGGCAGAAGAAUCUGAGGUUGUAGCUGAAAAGAUAUCUGAAGAAAAAGCAGCAGAAAUUCAGAAGGCGGACGUCAAGGAUUCCGAACCUAAAGCGCAGAAAGCAAAGGCCCUGGAGAAGCAAGAACUCGAGGAGAAACAACUGGAUGAGAAAAAACAGAAGCAAGCUGAGAAGGAUGCAGAAAAGAAGGCACAGAAGGCAGAAAAAUCGGAGGUUGUUCCUGAAAAGAUAUCUGAAGAAAAGUUAGAAGAAAGCGAGAAGGUGGAUGUUAAGGAUUCCGAGUCUAAAACCAAGAAAGCAAAGGCCCUGGAGAAGCAAGAACUCGAGGAGAAACAACUGGAUGAGACGAAACAGAAGCAAGCUGAGAAGGAUGCAGAAAAGAAGUCCGUAAAGGCAGAAGAAUCUGAUGCUGUUGCUGAAAAGAUAUCUGAAGAAAAAGCAGCAGAAAGUCAGAAGGCGGAUGUCGAGGAUUCCGAAGCUAAAGCGCAGAAAGCAAAGGCCCUGGAGAAGCAAGAACUUGGGGAGAAACAACUGGAUGAGACGAAACAGAAGCAAGCUGAUAAGGAUGCAGAAAAGAAAGCACAGAAGGCAGAAAAAUCGGAGGUUAUUGCUGAAAAGAUAUCUGAAGAAAAGGUAGAAGAAAUUCAGAAGGCGGACGUCAAGGAUUCCGAAGCUAAAGCGCAGAAAGCAAAGACCCUGGAGAAGCAAGAACUCGAGGAGAAACAACUGGAUGAGACGAAACAGAAGCAAGCUGAGAAGGAUGCAGAAAUGAAGGCACAGAAGGCAGAAAAAUCGGAGGUUAUUGCUGAAAAGAUAUCUGAAGAAAAGGUAGAAGAAAUUCAGAAGGCGGACGUCAAGGAUUCCGAAGCUAAAGCGCAGAAAGCAAAGGCCCUGGAGAAGCAAGAACUCGAGGAGAAAAAACUGGAUGAGACGAAACAGAAGCAAGCUGAGAAGGAUGCAGAAAAGAAGGCACAGAAGGCAGAAAAAUCGGAGGUUGUUCCUGAAAAGAUAUCUGAAGAAAAGUUAGAAGAAAGCCAGAAGGUGGAUGUUAAGGAUUCCGAGUCUAAAACCAAGAAAGCAAAGGCCCUGAAGAAGCAAGAACUCGAGGAGAAACAACUGGAUGAGACGAAACAGAAGCAAGCUGAGAAGGAUGCAGAAAUGAAGGCACAGAAGGCAGAAAAAUCGGAGGUUAUUGCUGAAAAGAUAUCUGAAGAAAAGGGAGAAGAAAUUCAGAAGGCGGACGUCAAGGAUUCCGAAGCUAAAGCGCAGAAAGCAAAGGCCCUGGAGAAGCAAGAACUCGAGGAGAAAAAACUGGAUGAGACGAAACAGAAGCAAGCUGAGAAGGAUGCAGAAAAGAAGGCACAGAAGGCAGAAAAAUCGGAGGUUGUUCCUGAAAAGAUAUCUGAAGAAAAGUUAGAAGAAAGCCAGAAGGUGGAUGUUAAGGAUUCCGAGUCUAAAACCAAGAAAGCAAAGGCCCUGGAGAAGCAAGAACUCGAGGAGAAACAACUGGAUGAGACGAAACAGAAGCAAGCUGAGAAGGAUGCAGAAAAGAAGGCACAGAAGGCAGAAAAAUCGGAGGUUGUUCCUGAAAAGAUAUCUGAAGAAAAGGUAGAAGAAAUUCAGAAGGCGGACGUCAAGGAUUCCGAAGCUAAAGCGCAGAAAGCAAAGGCCCUGGAGAAGCAAGAACUCGAGGAGAAACAACUGGAUGAGAAAAAACAGAAGCAAGCUGAGAAGGAUGCAGAAAAGAAGGCACAGAAGGCAGAAAAAUCUGAGGUUGUUGCUAAAAAGAUAUCUGAAGAAAAAGAAAUUCAGAAUGCGGAUGUCAAGGAUUCCGAGUCUAAAACCAAGAAAACAAAGGCCCUGGAGAAGCAAGAACUCGAGGAGAAACAACUGGAUGAGAAAAAACAGAAGCAAGCUGAGAAACCGAAGGAAGCCGAAAAGAAGACUCAGAAGUUUGAAGAAUCUGAGGUUGUUGUUGAGAAGUUAGAAGAAAGCAAUAAGGUCAAUGUGCCUGAAGCGCUUUCCGCAGACAAUAUCAUUGAAGAAAGAAAGUCUGGCUAUCAGCGUGACGUUGAGAGGAAUCAAAGAGUGGAAGAACCUGCCGACGCCAUUAGUAUGCGAUCCUAUAAAUCAAUGGAUUCUGAGUACAAGGAUAGAAAGGAAUCGCGCAGUGCUAAGCGUAAGCCCACUGUGGACAUCCAAUUAACCAAUCGGAACACGGCAUCGGGCAGUGAUCUGAAGCUGACUUGCGGGUUAUCUGGACACGAGAUGAGGGUGGAGUGGUUUAAGCAGAACACUCCGAUUGAGAAUGGGGUCAAGUACAGGAAAACAUUGAACGACGGCCUCUCGUGCCUUGAAAUUAAAUCGGCCGAACUAAAUGAUUCUGGCAUCUACCGCUGCAUUGCGUCCAACCAAAAUGGAGAAGUCGAAACUAGCUGUCUUGUGACUAUAUACGAAGCACCUUCGAGCAAAUUUGGCACCCCGCCAAUAUUUACACGCAACAUUCGAGAUUCAUACCAUUCCCAAGGCAAUAGCCUCACGCUGGAGUGCAAGGUAUCGGGCAGCCCCAAGCCACACAUCUACUGGCAGAGGGACAACACCCUGCUGCCAGUGGAGGGCGCCAAGUACCAGUAUGCGGAGCAGACUGACGGCGUGAAGCUCCUGACCAUAGCGCACUUUGGCAGCAACGACUCCGGCCUGUACACCUGCUAUGCGGAGAGCGAGAACGGUCAGAUGAAGAUCAGCAAGUUCGUGCAGGCCUCCGACUACAUACGCGAGCGAGCGUCUGAAAAGAAACCCAUUGAUAUGGUCAUUCAGGAGAUCAAGAGGGAUGAUGAAUCCUCCUCCUCCGCUGCUGCUGCUGCUGCUGCGAGUGACAAUGCGUCAGCCAAGGCCAAGGCACGCGAGGCCAAGCUGCGCCUCAGCCUGGAGACCAGCUUGAAGACCAUGACCAUCGGCAGCGGCAACAAGGCGCAGAUGAUUUGCUAUGUGACCGGCUUCAUCGAGGAUGUGCACUGGCUGCGGAACGAGGAGCGCGUGACAAAGGAUGCCCGGCACAAGAUCUACAACAUAAACGGAGCCAUCAGCCUGGAGAUAUACGAUGCCCGGGUCGAGGACAGUGGCCACUACAGAUGCGUCGUGAAGAACAGCAAGCAGACCGUGGAGAGUGCCGGACAGCUGAGUGUGUUGGAUCAGACCCACGGACACCUGCCGGAGAGCUUCUCGAGUGGAAUAACAGAGUCCUACGAUGCGCAGCGGAAUGAGAUUGUGCUCAGCUGUCAGGUGCAUGGACGUCCCAGUGUCAGUUGGAUGCGCGACGAUCACACGAUCUGCAACAAUCGCUACAAGGCGAUGGAGGAGCCCGGCGGCGUUCGGAAGCUGAUCAUACGCAAUCCCAUAUCCUCCGAUUGCGGCAUCUUUGCCUGCUAUGCGGAGCACGAGGAUCGAAUCGAUUCGGUCAGCACCUCCAUCAGAGCAGCCGACCUCAAGCGUCUGAUCACUGUCAGUGCAGAGAGUGUAUUGGCAAUUUCUGAUCAGGAUGUGUCCAGCUGGUCGCGCAGUACAUCGCAUAUAAGCACAGCAGCUGCUCAGGUCAAUGGGAAUGGAGAGCUUCAUCGGGCCGGAGAUCGCAUCUUGCGCAGCGUGGGCAAAGCCAAGCCGCUCUUCCACGCUCUGCUGCACGAUCGCACCGUUUCAGAGGGAGCCAAUCUGCGGCUGGUCUGCGCCGUUUCGGGCGAUGAGAGCACCCACAUCGAGUGGCUUAAGAACCACAAACCGCUGCCCAGGGACACACGCUACCAGACCCUCUACCAGAACGGCGAGGCCUCGCUGGAGCUCUAUGCUGCAGUGGCCGAUGACAGCGGCAAUUACACCUGCUGUGCCAGCAACGACUUUGGCGAGAGCCUCACCCACGCCCAGUUGCGUGUCUACAAGCACUUCAAGGAAGCCUCACAGCCAAGUACUUUCACGCAGCCAAUUCGAGACACAUAUUCUCUUAACGAGAAUGAGUUGGUUCUGGAUUGUCGCGUGCGUGGCCAGCCCCGCCCCGAGAUUGAGUGGAUGAAGGGCAACGAGAUCCUCAGCAACGAUGAGAAGUACCUGGUGAUCAGCCAGGCCGAUGGCUAUGCUAAAUUGGUCAUUAUCAGCCCCACCGAGAAGGACUCUGGCGUAUACUCGUGCGUGGCCCGCAACGAGGGAGCCGAGCACAAGAUGUCCCACCAGGUGGACUUCAAGGGACGUGAGCGGUACACACAGGAGAAGACGUCGGGCUUCUACCAUCGUGACCCCAACAAGCCGCACUUCCUCAUGCCACUGGGUAACCAGACCGUCUGCGAUGGCGGCACUGUGGCCAUUUCGGCCGAGUUCAUGCAAACCGCUACGCCCCUCGAGGUGAAAUGGUUGCGCGGCGGCCAGCUCGUCGAAGGUCCCAAUGUCCACACUCUGGCUGAGCGCGGCGUCUACACGCUGACCAUUAUGCAAGCUGGUCCGCAGGUUGAGGGCACGUACACGUGCCGCGCCUCGAAUGCAUACGGACGGAUCGAGUCGCAUGUCAAUAUCGAUGUGGCCGUUGGUGCCGAAAAGGAGGAGCGGCCACCGCUGUUCCUGUCGCGCCCCGACACCGAAAUGAAGAUCGCCGUGGGUGAUCCCUUCUCGUUUGCCUUCCGCAUUGCCGGCGAUCCGAAACCAAGGCUCACGUUCAUGAAGGGCACCAAGGACAUCACCCAAUCGGAUCGGGUCAGCCAAGAGGUAUCCGAUGACUACACAAGAUUCACAGUGCAGCAGGCCCAAAUCUCCGACUCGGGCACCUACUUCGUUGUGGCACGUAACAACUUUGGCACGGACAGGAUAUUUGUUACCGUCACGGUAAACCCGCGCGCUCGCUCCGCAACGCCAACGCAACCACGCUGGGGCCUACCACUCGACAGUUACAGCGACACAUCGUAUUUCAGAGAUCCACCUGGCUGCAUAUCCACCGAGCCGCUGGUCGUCGACUCCGGACCCACACACAUCUCCCUGUCAUGGGGCAAGCCGGUGAGCGUCAACUCAGCUCCGGUUAUUGCCUACAGAGUGGACGCCUGGAUUGUGGGCCACGAGGGCGGCGCCUACUGGCGAGAGCUGGGCCUGACGCCGAUCAACUCCUUCGACGCCUUCAAUCUGAAGCCCAAUGUGGAGUACCACUUCCGGGUCACGCCCAAGAAUCGCUACGGCUGGGGUCCGGCUGUCCAGACGAGCUCCACUCUGCAGGUGGGCGGAGUCGAGUGCCUGCCCGAGUUCGUCAAGAUCCUGCCCGGCCAGGUGAAGGCCUUGCUUGGCUCCUCCUUCACUCUCCAGUGCAACAUGCGAGGAGCCCCACGGCCGCAGAUAACUUGGUACAAGGAUGGCAUUCAGCUGAGCAGCAGCUCGGAGCGCGUGAGGAUCCGACAGAUUGGCUCCACCUGCGCCCUGACCAUAGCCACUGUCAGCGAUCUGGACUCUGGCCGCUACACCUGCGAGGCGACCAACUCCAAGGGCCGCGUCUCCACCUUUGCGCGGCUGCAGGUUGUGUCCGAUUCGCGGCUGUACGAGGCAGACUCGCGUCUGAAGGAAAUCGCCCAUGGACGCAGUGUGGCUGAGGUGGGCGAUUCGCUGCCCAUCUUCACCAUGCGCCUGCGGGAUCGCCGCGUCCAGGUCACCUAUCCAGUGCGUCUCACCUGCCAGAUUGUGGGCUAUCCCGUGCCGGAGAUACUCUGGUACAAGGACGAGGAGCUCAUCAACGCUGACCGGCGACACCAGAUCACAGCCGAGGGGCAGUUCUUCACGCUAGAGAUUGCGGCCACAACGCUGGACAUGAGCGGCACCUACACCUGCCUGGCCAAAAACGAACUGGGCUCCGUGUCCUGCCACUGCACUCUGGUGGUGGACAAAGGCAUUCGUGCCUACAUCUCGCCCGACUUCUAUGUGCCCCUCGAUCCGUUCUAUGUGUUCCCCGAGGGCUCAGAAAUACGCCUCUCCACCAAGGUGGAGGCCUACCCAGCCGUGGGCGUUACCUGGCAUCGUAAUGGCAUGCGGCUGCGCCCCAGUCGACGCCUGACCGCCACCCUGGACAGCAAUGGAUACGUUGAGCUGAUCAUUGCCGAGGCCACUGUGCGGGAUGCCGGAAUCUAUGUGUGCGUGGCCUCCAAUGUGGUCGGCAAGGUGGAGACCAUUUGCCGCGUGGCCAUCGAAGAGGCGGAGCACAAAAUGGUGCCGCAGCGUUCACUGGAAAUACCCAGCAUCAAGACUGACGAUUUGCCUUACUCCAAGGAACCGCUGUUUGUGGUCAAGCCCCGUUCCAGUGAGGCCUACGAGGGCGACAACGUCAUCAUAUUCUGUGAGGUAGUUGGCGAUCCCAAGCCCGAGGUGGUUUGGCUGCGUGAUUUUCUGAAUCCGGAGUACUAUAAGGACGCGCCACAUUUCCGUAGGAUUGGCGAGGGCCCAGAGUACAGACUGGAGAUACCGAGCGCCAAGUUGGACUUUACCGGCACCUAUUCCGUCAUAGCCAGCAAUUGCCAUGGCGAGGCCAAGGCUGUAAUAUCGCUACAAAUAUUUGCCAAAGAUAUACUUAAAGAUAGCCGCAUGGAUAAGGUUCACACGCGACAUGGCAACAUCGAGACACUUCCGCGAUUCGUCAGAAACUUGAGAAAUUUGCGUUGCUGCGAUGGCGACGCCAUAUCGUUGGAGUGCCAUGUGGAGGCCAUGCCCGAGCCGUACAUAAUCUGGGAGAAGGAUGGACAUGUGGUGCCCAGCGACAAGGACUACGUGAUGUCAUAUGACGGCACAAAGGCCGUUUUGAGCAUACCCCGCGUCUAUCCGGAGGAUGAGGGCGAGUACACCUGCGUGGCAAAGAACUCCGUGGGAAGGACGCUUUCGUCGGCCUGCAUAAUCGUGGAUGUGCCCGAGGAGAAGGAGAACAUGCUGAGUCGCCAGCUGACACGGCCAAGCGGCCUGCUCUCGGCCCACUCGACGCCCCGCUCCACGCCGCGAUCGACACCCAAUCGAAGCUUCUCGCCCAUGCGACGCCUCUCGUACCGCACCAGCAGCAUCGAUCUGUCCGGUGUGGCUGAGCGGCGCCGCAGCGAUGCCCGAAAUGCCUUCACAGCUCCCAAAUUCCUUGCCAUUCCCUACAACCGCGUCGUCGAGGAGGGUGACAGCGUCCGCUUCCAGUGCGCCAUCGGGGGCCAUCCAACACCCUGGGCCACCUGGGACAAGGACGGGAUGAUUGUGACACCCACCACACGCAUAGCUGUGAAGGAAGUAGACGAUCUGCGCUUCAUCGAGAUCGAUGAGGUGAGCUUCGACGAUGCGGGCCUGUACCGCAUCACCCUGGAGAACGACUUUGGGCGCAUUGAGGCCACCGCUCGACUGGACGUCAUCCGGAGCUCUCGCUAUUCCAAGUCCCCCUCAGCGCGAAGUGUUCGAGCCUCCUCCUCCCGCCGCAAUGCCUAUCUGCACAGGCGCAUCAUGGGUCCAUCCACAGCAAUUGGCGGACGCAUGGCUCUGGCAAGCGGCUACCGAGGCUCCUCAGUGCCGUCGGUGCGAUUCUACCACAACAACGUGGAGCUGGAAUCCACGGAUCGAGUGCACAUCCUGCUGCAGCCGGAGGACUCAAUGGCCAUGCUCAUCGUGGACAAUGUGACGCGCGAGGACGAGGGCGUCUACACCUGCAUCAUAAGCGGAGAUCAUGAUCCGCUGAUUAGUUCCACGAGCGUUACCUUCCACGAACCCAGCACAGAAGUUCCGCGGCGACGCGCUGUCAUUGCGGAACCACUGCCCGAGAUUACCAAAGCGGUGGAGGGCGAGGCGAUCGAUCUGUGCUGCGCCAUCGACUGCGAGCAGCCCUACAGCUACCUUUGGCUACGUAAUGGGGAAAUUCUACCAGAUAGUGACGAGUUCAACUACAUUGAUCACGGCAAUGGAUGCCUCUGCCUGCGCCUCAACGAACCAUUCGACAUUGACUCGGGCACAUACAGCUGUCAGGUGUUCACCUCCCCCUCCGAAUGCAACGACAUACUCCUUGACAACUCCACCUUAGCCUCGGACAGUGACUGCGACUGCAGCAGUAGCGGGGAGCUAUGCGUUUUAGAGCGGGAUCUGUCCCAAAACGACCAGGAGUGCAUACAACUACUUAAGACGCCGCUGCCCGUGGUCUGUGGAUCGGGAGAGGAGGCGCUUUUCUAUGCGCGUGUUUUCCCCUGCGAAGCGGAAGCCGUCUGGUAUCUCAAUGGAAAGCCGCUCGCCGACGAGGUGGAUGACUCACUGAACAUGACGUUGGAGUCGUAUCCAGAGAACGGCAUUCGGGUGCUGCGCCUGCGAGACGUGCAGCCCUCACAGAGCGGAGAGAUUCGGCUGCAAGUGAAGCAUCCACAGACGGAGCGGCGCAUACCCACUGCCCGGACAUACACCAGUCUGCUGGUCUUGCCCAUUGUACGGGGCAACAGUAGCAGCAGCGGCUCCUCAUCGCUGGCUGCCAGAAGCUGCAUUUUGACACGCCCCGAAGAUUGCACCGCCCUCAUCGGCGGUCAUGUCCGGCUAAGCGUGCGCUACGACCCAUUCCCGGGCACCAAAGUCAUCUGGUACAAGGCGUGCCGUGCCAUUGUCGAGGGCUCCCAUGUGACUAUCCGUACGAGCGCUCAACAGUCGACGCUCUACAUAACGGACAUCUCGGCCGAUGACAGCGGCAAGUACACGGUGGAAAUAAUGAAUGACUAUGGCGUGGAGGCGGCGGCCGCCUCUGUGGCCGUUGAGGGACCACCAGAGCCACCCAGCGGACAGCCGAGUGUAUCCCUCGGACCAGAUCGCAUGGCGGUGGCCUGGUGUGGACCGCCCUACGAUGGCGGCUGCAUGAUCACCGGCUUCAUCAUUGAAAUGCAGAGCUGCGAUCCCGUGGACUGUGAUAGGGAGAACGAUGAAUGGCAGCAGGUGGCACGCGUUGUGGACACCCUGGCCUACACCGUCAAGAAUCUGCAGCCCCAAUUGCAAUACAGAUUUCGCGUGCGCGCCGAGAACAUACACGGACGCAGUGCGCCCAGCCAGCCCAGCGAACUGGUGCAGAUGAGCAGCAGGCAGUGCGCGGCGAGGGCGGAAGAGACGGCCACCGUGGACUAUGGACAGGCGGUGAGCGUGCAGUCUGGCGGAGAUUUCAAGGCGCGCUUCGAGGUCAUCGAGGAGCUGGGCAAGGGCCGCUUCGGCAUCGUGUACAAGGUGCAGGAGCGUGACCAGCCGCAGCAACUGCUCGCCGCCAAGGUGAUCAAGUGCAUCAAGUCGCGCGAUCGCCAGAAGGUGCUCGAGGAGAUCUCCAUCAUGGGAUCGCUGCAGCAUCCCAAGCUGCUCCAGCUGGCCGCCUCCUUUGAGAGUCCGCGGGAGAUUGUCAUGGUGAUGGAAUAUAUCACCGGUGGGGAGCUGUUCGAGCGUGUGGUGGCCGAUGACUUCACCCUCACGGAGCUGGACUGCAUUCUGUUCCUGCGUCAGGUGUGCGAGGGCGUGGCCUACAUGCACAGCCAAAGCGUUGUCCACCUGGACUUGAAGCCGGAGAACAUCAUGUGCCAUACACGGACCAGUCACCAGAUCAAGAUCAUUGACUUUGGCCUGGCCCAGCGACUGGACACGAAGGCGCCCGUCCGCGUGCUCUUCGGAACACCUGAAUUUAUACCCCCAGAGAUCAUUAGCUACGAGCCCAUCGACUUCAAGUCGGACAUGUGGAGCGUGGGCGUCAUUUGCUAUGUGCUGCUCUCUGGCCUUUCGCCCUUCAUGGGCGACACCGAUGUGGAGACCUUCUCGAAUAUUACCAGAGCGGACUACGACUACGAUGACGAGGCCUUUGACUGCGUUUCGCAGGAGGCCAAGGACUUUAUCUCCCAGCUGCUGGUGCACCGCAAGGAGGAGCGCCUGACCGCCAAACAGUGCCUGGAGUCCAAGUGGCUGUGCCAGCGCCACGAUGACAAUCUCAGCAACAACAAGAUCUGCACGGACAAGCUCAAGAAGUUCAUCAUUCGACGCAAGUGGCAGAAAACUGGAAAUGCUAUUCGCGCUCUUGGACGCAUGGCCACGCUGUCGGCGUCGCGAAGGAACUCUGCCAUCGCCAUGGGAGCCCUGAACAGUCCGCGACCCUCCAUCUCGGGCCUGGGAAUGCUGAAUGCCGCCAGCGCACUGGUCAGUCCUGUGGGCACGCAAAUGUCGUCGCUGCACGAGGAGGAGGACGACUUCAGUGUCGAGAUGCCGCAUGUGGAGAAGCGGUAUGCCCACGGAGCCCUGAAGCUGCGCGACAAGUCGCAGUGCAGCGAGCGUAGCGACUCGGGCUACAGCGAGUGCUCCAACUGCAGCCUGGGAGCCACCGGCGUCGGCGCCCAGGAGACGCUGCUCCUGUCACUGGCCAAAUCCAAGCUGGAACAGAUUGCCAAGGCGAGCAUUAGUCCGCUGCCAGUGGUCCUGGACACACCUGAGAGUCCCAUCACCCUGGAGCUGCCACCCAAAGGCGAGCCCAUAAUGCGCUCCGACUUCACCAACACCAUAAAGAUGCGAAAAAAGUCGCUGGAGGACAAUGCCGCGCGCGAAAAACCAAAGCUGCAUGCCAAGCCCCCGUGCGAGUCCUCCAAGCUGAAGGUGUCCCAGCUAAAGGACAAGUUCCAGCAGUCCAAAACCGCUUCCGCUGCUGCUAACAAACCCAAGCUUGCCCCAGAGCCCAACAAGAUCACCAAAGUCGCCAGCGUGGGUCGCAUCGCUCGAACAGAGGAGCCAGGGAAAACCGGAAGCAACAGCAGCAGCAGCAGCUCCACUAAGACAGCAAAAUCAGCUCAAACCCGAUCCAUGCCUAGUUCACCGCUGCCCCAGCGUGCUGCCACGCCGACGCGGCUGAUGAGCCAACGUGUCCGUGAGGCGACCGAGCGUCUUUCCCAACAGCACACGGUGGCGAGCGCUCAGCGGCACAAUGGCAAUGGCAAUGGGAACAGUAACGGCAACAGUAACAGCAACAGCAACAGCAAUGGCAACGGUAAUGGAAACGUCCCAGAGAGCAGUCGCGAGUCACGUGCGCGACGUCUCAUCAAUAGAUUCAACGAAACGAAACAUAUCACGUCCUAGAUUUAUGUCGCUUAAAUGCCGACAAACAUAACUUUAUUAUUGCAGAAAUCAUUUGCUUAGACAAGACCCCAGAAGAAACUCUACGAACACUCGAAUAUGAAUAUGAAUGCGAAUGCGAUUGCGAUUGCGAACACGGGGUUAGAACGCCCUCAUCCCACAUCCCACAUCCCACACCCCAGCCACAGCCACACCAUAAACACACAUGUAAUACACAUCCACAUCUCUGAUCAGAUCAGGCACCCCGUGUCCGAAACGGGGGCAAGCACUGUACUUAGGCUAGAGGAGAAGCUAAAUAUUUAAAUUAUUGUAUCGAUUUAUAUACAUACUUAUUUACCAUACUAAUUAAAGUUAAUGUAACGAA